Molecule: messenger RNA, 1400 nt
Organism: Coregonus clupeaformis (lake whitefish)
Lineage: Eukaryota; Metazoa; Chordata; Actinopteri; Salmoniformes; Salmonidae
Product: replication factor C subunit 5-like
Exons: 11
Coding region: 119-1126 (335 amino acids)
Biological process (GO): DNA-templated DNA replication; DNA repair
Cellular component (GO): nucleus; DNA replication factor C complex
Molecular function (GO): ATP hydrolysis activity; ATP binding; DNA clamp loader activity
Source: RefSeq, a predicted model, not a curated record
GCACGUUUUGUUGAGGUAAAGCGCGCCAAGGAAAUGCUGCAGAUUAGAGCGUGAAAAGAAGCGCUGUUUUGUAUGUCAAUGAACACGUUCAUUUGGAGAAAAUAUUGAAUCGAUUCAAAUGGCAUCGACUAGCAAGAUACCGUUGCAGUCAAGAAAUUUGCCCUGGGUUGAGAAAUACAGGCCACAGACCCUAGAUGACUUGAUUUCUCACAAGGACAUAUUAAGCACCAUCCAGAAAUUUAUCAGUGAGGACAGGCUGCCACAUCUCCUAUUCUAUGGACCCCCAGGCACAGGGAAAACAUCUACUGUUUUAGCCUCUGCCAAGCAGCUCUACAAGGAGAAGGAGUUCAACGCUAUGGUCCUGGAGCUUAAUGCGUCAGACGACAGAGGUAUCGAUGUUGUACGAGGACCCAUCCUGAGUUUUGCCAGCACCAGGACCAUAUUCAAGAAGGGUUUCAAGUUGGUGAUCCUGGAUGAGGCUGAUGCCAUGACCAGGGAUGCCCAGAAUGCAUUGCGGCGAGUUAUUGAGAAGUACACAGAGAACACCAGGUUCUGUCUGAUCUGUAACUACCUUUCGAAGAUCAUCCCGGCCCUGCAGUCUCGCUGCACCAGGUUCCGCUUCGGACCCCUGUCUCAGGACCAGAUGAUACCCAGGCUGGAGUUUGUUAUCCAGCAGGAGAGCAUUGAUGUAACUCCAGAUGGAAUGAAAGCUAUUGUGACCCUCUCAUCAGGAGACAUGAGAAGAUCCCUCAACAUACUGCAGAGCACCAGCAUGGCAUAUGGGAAGGUCACAGAGGAUAAUGUUUACACCUGCACUGGUCACCCACUACGAUCAGAUAUAGCCAACAUCCUGGACUGGUCCCUAAACAAGGAUUUCACCUCCGCUUACAAUCAGAUUCUUCAGCUGAAGACGCUGAAAGGCCUAGCCCUGCAUGACAUUCUGACUGAGGUCCAUCUACUGAUACACAGAGUGGACUUCCCUCCUGCCAUUCGGAUGGGCUUGCUUAUCAAGUUGGCAGACAUUGAGUACCGGCUGGCCUCGGGAACCAGUGAGAAGAUCCAAUUGAGUUCGAUGGUGGCAGCUUUCCAGGCAGUGAGAGACAUCGUGGUCAAUGAGGCCGCCUAGACCAGUGGCCCUCAGGCACCUACCAUGGUCCUGGAGAGCUACAGGGUGUGCAGGAUUUUAUUCCAGCCCAGCACUAACACACCUGAUGCAAUCUAUACAUUGCUGGUCAAGACCAUGAUUAGUUGAGUUGGGUGUGUUAAGUGCUAGGUUGGAAUUAAAGGCCUGCAUACCCUGUUGUUCACAAAAAAAAUACAUGUGCUUGUCUGCUCAAUAUUCCUGUCUGUAUGUACAUUUGAUAUCGCUUGUCUGUUAAAUAAAAUGGUUUCUUAUGUAA